Molecule: messenger RNA, 3224 nt
Organism: Thamnophis sirtalis
Lineage: Eukaryota; Metazoa; Chordata; Lepidosauria; Squamata; Natricidae
Gene: ACOX3
Product: acyl-CoA oxidase 3, pristanoyl
Biological process (GO): lipid homeostasis; fatty acid beta-oxidation using acyl-CoA oxidase
Cellular component (GO): peroxisome
Molecular function (GO): FAD binding; fatty acid binding; pristanoyl-CoA oxidase activity
Source: RefSeq, a predicted model, not a curated record
UCUCAGUUCGAUUCCCAGUUUCGGGCGUCCGUAUCAGAAUGGCUUUGAAUGGGGAAGUGGCCCCAUCAGGCCCCUCGGGACCCUUGCCGCUCCUGGACCCCCCCAAAGGGCCCCUGUGCGCCUACCGGAAGAAGGCGUCCUUCGACUGGAAGGAGAUGGCCCUCUUCGUGGAGGACGAGGACCUGAUCCGCUUCAAGCACACCGUCUUCUCGGCCCUGGAGAACGACCCGCUCUUUGCCCGUGUCCCCGGGGAAGAGCUGCCGCUGGAGAAGUACCGGGAGCUGACCUUCCUGCGCUGUCGGAAGCUUUUUGAAUACGCUUUCCUCACCUUGGAGGAGAUUCUGGAGAAACCCUUGAAAGUGGUCGCCCUGAUCAGCUGCCUGGGGAUGUACGACUGGUCCCUGGGAACCAAAUACUUGCUCAAUUCCCAGGUGUUCAAGGAUACCAUUGAGAGUUCCGGAUCUGAAAGGCAUAAAAAAUUCGUUAAAGAUGUUGAAAACAUGGAGAUAUUUGGAUGCUUCGCACUGACCGAAGUCAGCCAUGGCAGCAACACCAAGAACAUCCGGACGGUUGCUAGAUACAAGCCAGACACGCAGGAGUUUAUUCUUCUUUCGCCUGACUUCGAAGCUGCCAAGUUUUGGGUUGGCAACAUGGGGAAGAAUGCCACGCACGCCGUGGUCUACGCCCAGCUCUACAUGCCGGACGGCCAGUGCCAGGGGCUGCAUUCCUUCGUGGUGCAGAUUCGAGAUCCAAAAACGCUGCUUCCGAUGCCAGGCGUGAUGGUUGGCGACAUAGGCAUGAAGCUGGGGCAGAAUGGCUUAGAUAACGGGUUUGCCAUGUUCCACCACCUGAGGAUCCCCAAAGAGAACCUGCUGAGCCGGACGGGCGACGUGAGUGCCGAGGGGAAAUACACCAGCGCCUUCAAGGAUCACAAGCAGCGCUUGGGGGCUUCUCUGGGCACUUUGUCCAGCGGGAGAGUUAUGAUCAUCGCCAUGUCUGUGGCCAACCUGAAACUGGGCGUGUCGAUAGCCAUUCGCUUCUCCGCCACCCGGCGCCAGUUCGGACCAAGCGACGGCGAAGAGAUCCCUGUCCUGGAAUACCAAAUGCAGCAGUGGCGUUUGCUCCCUUACCUGGCGGCCACCUACGCCCUGGACCACUUCUCGCGAGCGCUCUUCCUGAAGUUCAUCGAGUUCCACAUCGGGCAGAUGAUGAAGGACAAGACUCCCCAGCAGGCUGAGCUGGGCCGUGAGAUCCACGCCUUGUCCACCUCGGGCAAGCCCCUCGCCUCCUGGCUCACCCAGCAAGCCAUCCAAGAAUGCCGGGAAGCCUGCGGGGGACACGGCUACCUGGCCAUGAAUCGCCUGGGCGAUAUCCGUAACGACAACGACCCCAACUGCACUUACGAAGGAGACAACAAUGUUUUGUUGCAGCAAACGAGCAACUACCUGCUGCGCUUGAUGAGCGAGAGAUCCCAAGGCCAUCCUGUUUCUUCGCCCAUGGGGUCGGUGGAUUUCUUAAGUGAUUAUGAUGGUAUUCUCUGCCAGAACUUCGUGGUUCCGGAUUCCCAGGGCCUCAUGGACUCUUCAGUGUCCUUGAGCGCCUACAAGUGGCUGGUUUGUUACUUGCUCCGAGAAAGCAUCCAGAAACUGAGGAGGCAGGAAGAAGGCGGCUGCACUGAUUUUGAGGCAAAGAACAACAGCCAGGUGUAUUACUGUCGUUCUUUAGCUAUAGCUUUUAUUGAGCACACGGUUUUGCAAAACUACCACAAACACGUGCACAGUCCCAGCACACCCGUGAAUCUUCAGCCGGUACUGAAGGAUAUUUGUUCACUCUACGGACUCUGGUCUUUAAAUAAGCACACAGCAAUUCUCUACCAAGGUGGCUACUUUUCAGGUGAAAAUGCCGGUAAAUUGAUACAGGAUUCAAUUCUGGAACUUUGUUCUAAGCUGAAGAACGAAGCAGUGACUCUGGUGGAUGUCAUUGCCCCCCCUGACUUUGUCCUCAAUUCCCCAAUUGCCAAGGCCGAUGGAGAGCUGUAUAAGAACCUGUGGGCUGCCGUCCUUCAGAGCCCCAAGAGCCUGGAAAGAGCCUCCUGGUGGUCGGAAUUUUGUAACAACAAACCUGUGGUGGGCAAGUUGAGGUCCAGAAUGUAGAGAAGAAAAGCCCCCCGAGAGCUGCUAGUGAGCCUUCGGUCACAACAGGGAGAGGGAAAGGAGGAUCAUGUGAAAGGAAAUGAAAGAAGGCACAGAGCUUAGGAGAAAGGGCCGAGCACCGCAGGGCCUCCCCUCGGCUGGCUUCUUGUCUCCCCUCAGAAUGAUGGAAUAUUCCUUCUCUGCCGGUUCAGCCUUCCUGAAUAUUUAACGUCCAGUUGCUUCUCGGACAAUAAUCAACCAUUAAAAUAGCUUUCUGUCCAUAAGUUAAUGACCAUGCUGAAAACCAGCAGCUUUUUGUGUAGAUGUCCCUUUAAGUAUUUGCGUUUGGUCCAUGUGAUUAAUAUCAUCUUAUUCUUCAAGGUUUUAAGUUUGAAUUAAGUUGCUGUUGUUUUGCAUCCGACAUCCGUCUCAUCCCAGAAAGCAAAACACGCAGCGGCCCAGUCCUGCAGCAAACAGGGAAGGCCCGUCUGUCAGUUCCUCCGAGACGUCCUUCUGGGAGGCUUUUUUCUUUCCAUUCCCCCCGUGUUUUUAUUUUUAAGGUUUUAGGAUGACCAACGCUGGAGAGAAAGCUCUGAGUGCCUCUCUGGCCUUCCAGCUGCCGGGUGCCUGGAGGGCUCUGCUAGGGAAGGGCAGCCUGUCUCCAGAGAGAGAGAGAGGGCGAGAGAGAGGAAGGGGACCAUGAGACUCUGGCAAUGGACUUGGCAUGUCCCCCACCCUCCCUCUUCCAGUGUCACUCCCCUUUUUUUAGCCAGUCUGCCUUUGAGGCCUGGUUCUGCCUAGCUGGGAUCCAGACCUGGAAGUGGCCUCAAUCCAGACUCUCCUUUGAAUCAGGAAAGGGGGGGGGGGGGCAUUUCUGUUCUCAAGCAUGAUCGGAUCUCAGGGUUGGAAUCCAAUCCUGGAAAGGUGAAGCGGCUGAGGAAAUCUCAGCUGGGAUCUCGUAUGGACCGGUGGCUGCAUCCUUUCGAUUCCGGCUCCCACUACCUACCGGGUAAAUCUUGCAAUCUGGGUCUGGUGGACGUAGUUUUCCGUAGCCGUGUAUGUCUGUAUAGUAAUAAAAAUAUAUUAACGAUG